GCCACACUGUUUACGAAGAAGCGAGCAAAGAAAACGUGAAAAUAAAAGCGUAUUAAGAUUUCGUGUGCAAAGCAAAAAUGCUGUAGGCGCAGUGUAAAAUGCAUAUACUGCUGAUAAAUCGCGUUUGUGAGAUGCCUAAACGCGAAUUCGACAUCAAAUCGGUGCAAAACUUCAAGGUGCAAUAAUAGUACUACUCGAAUUAUCGAAAAUACCAAAGUGCAAUUGACCAGUUGAGACUACAACCACAGCAACAACAACAACGGCGACAGCAGCAGUGAAAUAAUAUAAUAACCUUGUGUUUUGUUUUUAAUUUGUCGAUCAGAAAUCGGAAAUAUAUUCAAAAUACGGCAGGUGAAGUGUGUUAUUGGCUACAGCUACCGUGGUUAAAAAGCAAAAGUUCAAAAGGAAAACAUAGUCACGGUAAGUGCGUGUGCGUAGUGCCAACAAUACAAGCGCAACAACCAACACACUCGCACAGCUAGUUUUCGUAGGAAAAUACGAAAGCAACGGCGAUAAAUAAUACCGAGCAACACGACAACAACAACAACGAAGAGUCUCAAAAGUGCUGGAAAACUCGCGAUAAGAAAUUAAAGCAAGAAAAGGGAGAAACAGGAACCUCCACAUCGACAGAUCUUUUUGUUUUGUGUUUUGAAUGCUGCUGCACCCCGAGAUCCGGCGACAAAAUGGUCUCGUUAAUUGACACAAUCGAAGCGGCGGCCGAGAAACAGAAGCAGUCGGUGGCCACCAACUCCGCCUCCUCCUCCGCCUCAUCCUCCUCGUACUCCUCCUCCCCACCAUCUUCGUCUGCGGGAUCCCCAUCUUCGGCGGCCCCAAAGUCCAAUCUCACGGCCAGCGGCAAACCGAAGGAGAAACGAAGGAACAAUGAAAAGCGCAAGGAAAAAUCACGCGAUGCGGCCAGAUGUCGGCGCUCCAAGGAGACGGAGAUUUUCAUGGAGCUCUCGGCGUCGUUGCCAUUGAAAACCGACGAUGUCAAUCAACUGGACAAGGCCUCCGUGAUGCGGAUGACCAUUGCGUUCCUCAAGAUUCGCGAGAUGCUGAAGUUUGUGCCCAGUUUGCGUGACUGCAAUGAGGCCAUCAAGCAGGACAUUGAGGCUGUGGAGGAUCAGCCGGAGGUCAAGCCCAAGCUGGAAAUGGGCAGCGAGGACUGGCUGAAUGGAGCCGAGGCCAGGGAGCUCCUGAAGCAGACCAUGGAUGGAUUCCUGCUGGUCCUGUCCCACGAGGGCGACAUCACCUAUGUGUCCGAGAACGUGGUCGAGUAUCUGGGCAUUACCAAGAUCGACACUCUGGGCCAGCAGAUCUGGGAGUACUCGCACCAGUGCGAUCACGCCGAGAUCAAGGAGGCGCUCAGCCUGAAGCGCGAGCUCGCCGAAAAGGUCAAGGAUGAGCCGCAGCAGGACUCCGGAGUGAGCACCCAUCACCGGGACCUCUUCGUGCGCUUGAAGUGCACUUUGACUAGUCGCGGACGCAGCAUCAACAUCAAGAGUGCCUCUUACAAGGUCAUUCACAUUACUGGACACUUGGUGGUCAAUGCCAAGGGCGAGCGUCUGCUCCUGGCCAUUGGCCGACCCAUUCCGCAUCCUUCGAACAUUGAGAUACCUCUGGGAACCAGCACCUUCCUAACCAAACACUCCCUGGACAUGCGUUUCACCUAUGUGGACGAAAAGAUGCAUGGCCUGUUGGGAUACUCGCCCAGGGAUCUGCUCGACACUUCCUUGUACGUCUGCCAGCAUGGAGCUGAUUCCGAGCGCCUGAUGGCCACCUUCAAGAGCGUGCUGAGCAAGGGGCAGGGGGAGACCUCUCGCUACCGAUUCCUGGGAAAGUACGGUGGCUACUGCUGGAUUCUCAGCCAGGCCACGAUCGUCUAUGAUAAACUGAAGCCCCAGAGCGUCGUUUGCGUCAACUACGUCAUAAGUAAUCUUGAGAAUAAACAUGAGAUAUACUCACUCGCUCAACAAACGGCGGCAAGUGAGCAAAGGGAACAACACCGAGCAGCUGACACCGAGCAGGAGCCAGAGAAAUCAGCCGCCGAGCCCGAAAUAAUCCCCCGACAGACCAAGGAAGCAGAAAGCAAGCCCGCACCCAUUGAGGUCGAGGACAAACCCCCGGAGAUUCCCAGCCAGGAAGCGGAGAAGAUAGCUUCACCGGAAACCAGAAGAGGGGCUGCCAAUACCAACAGCCCACCAGCAACCGACCAGAUCAAGCCACUGGGCAGCGAGAGCGUUCCCCUGAAGCAGAUCCUCCAGGCGGAGCUGCUGAUCAAGCGGGAGAAUCACUCGCCAGGACCGCGAACCAUCACCGCCCAGCUGCUCAGCGGGGCAAACAGCGGCGGACUGCGCCACGAGGAGAAGCGUCCCAAGUCUGUGACCGCUUCGGUCUUCCGUCCGAGCUCCGCUCCACCUCUGACCCCAGCCCCAAUAUCAACCCCACCGCCACCGCCCGCAGUAGCGGCGGUCCUCUGCAAGAAGAAUCCACUCCACUCCGUGGAGCCCACUCUGCCGCCCACAACCACCGCCACGGCAGCCAUCAUCUCCUCCAGCAAUCAGCAGUUGCAGAUCCCACAGACAGCUCAAGAUAUGAAUAAGGGAUUCUGCUCGCUCUUCGCCGACGAUGGACGAGGUCUGACAAUGCUUAAGGAAGAACCCGACGAUUUGUCCCACCACCUGGCCUCCGCCAACUGCAUUCGGCUGGACGAGAUGACGCCCUUCAGCGACGUGUUGGUCGGCCUCAUGGGCUCGUACCUGCCCGAGGACAUCAAUUCCCUGGACUCGACCACCUGCUCCACGACGGCCAGUGGCCAGCACUACCAGAGUCCCAACAGCAGCAGCACCAGCAGCAACACCGCAGCAACCAGCAAUACCAGCAGCAGCAAUAGCAAUAGCUAUGCCAACAGUCCGCUCAGCCCGCUCACACCCACGCCCGCUGAAAGGAAUACCAGUCAUCAGCAGCAGCAGCAGCAGCACCAGCAGCAGCAACACCAUCAGCAGCAGCAGCAACACCAGCAGCAGCAACACCAUGCCCAGCACCACGACAACAGCAACAGCAGCAGCAACAUUGAUCCCCUGUUCAACUACCGCGAGGAGUCGAACGACACCAGUUGCUCGCAGCACCUGCACUCGCCCAGCAUCGCCUCAAAGAGUCCCGAGGACAGCAGCCUGCCAUCGCUGUGCAGCCCCAAUUCGCUGACCCAGGAGGACGAGUUCUCCUUCGAGGACUUCGCCAUGCGUGCUCCCUACAUCCCCAUCGAUGACGACAUGCCCCUGCUGACGGAGACGGAUCUCAUGUGGUGCCCACCGGAGGAUCUGCAAACCAUGGUGCCCAAGGACAUCGAUGCCAUACAGCAGCAGUUGCAACAGAUGCAGCAGCAACAUCACCAGCAGUACGCCACCAGCAAUACUGGCUACCAGCAGCAGCAGCCACAGCAGCAGCAACACCAGCAGCAGCAUUUCUCCAACUCCCUGUGCUCAUCGCCAGCCUCGACGGUCUCGUCCUUAUCGCCAUCGCCGGUGCAACAGCAACAUCAGCAGCAACAGGCGGCGGUCUUCACCAGCGAUUCCAGCGAACUGGCGGCAUUGCUGUGCGGAUCCGGAAAUGGAACCCUUUCGAUUCUGGGCGGGAGUGGAGUCACCGUUGCGGAGGAGUGCAGCGAGCGACUGCAGCAGCAACACCAUCAGCAGCAGCAACAGAAUAGCAACGAGUUCAGGACCUUCCAGCAACUGCAGCAGGAGCUGCAGUUGCAGGAGGAGCAGCAGCAGCGACAGCAGCAGCAGCUGCAACAGCAACAGCAGCAGCAGCAACAGCAGCUACUGAGCCUCAGCAUCGAGUGCAAAAAAGAGAAAUACGAUGUGCAAAUGGCAUCUAGUUUAUGCCAUCCUAUGGAGGAUGCAUUUGAGAAUGACUACAGCAAGGACUCCACCAACCUGGAUUGCUGGGAUCUGCUGCAGAUGCAGGUGGCGGAGGCGGCUCCCGUGAGUCCCACCCAAGCCUCCUCGCCGGCUCCCUGCAAGGUGACCACCAUCCAGUUGCUCCAGCAGCAGCAGCAGUUGCAGCAGCAGCAGCAGCAGAACAUCAUCCUGAAUGCAGUGCCAUUGAUUACCAUACAGAACAACAAGGGAUUGAUGCAGCAGCAGCAGCAGGAGCAGCUGCAGCAGCCCACUUUGAAGCUGUUGAACGGAGCCAGCCUGGCGCCGGUGACGACCAAGGCCACCAUUCGCCUGGUGGAGAGCAAGCCGGCCGCCACGACGCCACCCCGCGUGGCCAAGGUGAACCUCAUCCCCCAGCAGCAGCAGCAGCAUGGAAAUAAGCGACACCUGAACAGUGCGACAGGAGCAGGCAAUGCCGUGGAGUCGAAGCGCCUGAAGAGCGGCACCCUCUGCCUGGACGUGCAGUCCCCGCAGCUCCUGCAGCAGCUGAUUGGCAAGGAUCCUGCCCAGCAGCAGACCCAAGCAGCCAAGCGAGCGGGCAGCGAGCGGUGGCAACAGACCUCGGAGAGCAAGCAGCAGAAGCAGCAGCAACAGCAGUCCAACUCGGUGCUGAAGAACCUGCUGGUCAGCGGACGCGAUGCUGGCGAAUCGGAACCCAUGAUGAUCGAUGAAGACAGCUCCCUGGAGCAGCAGGGCAAUCCUCUGGGCAAGUAUGGACUGCCCCUGCAUUGCCACACCUCCACGUCGGCGGUGCUGCGGGACUACCACCACAAUCCGCUGAUCAGUGGCACCAACUUCCAGCUGUCUCCGGUCUUCGGAGGAUCAGAUGCUGGAGGAGGUGAUUGCGAGACCGGGUCAGUGGUCUCCCUGGAUGACUCCGUGCCACCGGGCCUCACGGCCUGCGACACGGAUGCGUCCAGCGACAGUGGCAUCGAUGAGAACAGCCUGGUGGACGGGGCGUCGGGGUCACCGCGCAAGAGGAUUGCCCUAAGCUCCACCACCACCAGUGGUGAGCUGGACACUGCACCACCGCCCUUGGAUGUGGCGAUCCGCCCAGUGAUCCAGCAGUCGGCAGAGGAGGAGCUCGAGGCCUGCGGUGGCAGCAGCAGUAACGCCCCCAGCAGGAAGACCUCCAUCUCGUUCAUGGACAGCAGCAAUCCCCUGCUCCACACGCCGGCGAUGAUGGACCUGUGCAACGAUGACUACAUCAUGGGCGAGGGUGGCUUCGAGUUCAGCGAGGACCAGUUGGAGCAGGUGCUGGGAUGGCCAGAGAUCGCCUAGAGUGACCACCAUCCUUACAUGCACGGCAUUUGAGGGGGGCAUUUUAUUUGAGAGGACAGGAAAACAUUGAAAUUAAACUGAGCUAACCAAAAGAUUGAUUUUGAGCCUUGCGUGAAAGUAGAAGUCCGCACAAACCAACCUGACAAGACCUAUGUGACCCCGCCAACCGGUGAUUCCCAUUUCCCAGCCCCAACCGAACCUUGACCCCUGAUGACCCCAUGCUAACCGACACACAUUUACAAACAGGAAGGGUUAAUCACACUUGAAUAGUUUUGUAGCCAUGUUAACUGCCUAGAACAGAAGAAUAUACACGUAUGUAAUUUAGUCUUAAUGAUUUUCUAUAUGCAAAACGUUUUACACCACAAAAAGGAUGAGAGGCGCAGUAGUGAGAGGAUGAGGAGUACCAGUCGAAAGAAAUAACCAUAAACUACGAUAUAAAUUACGAAAAGAAUGUAUCUUGGAAAAUGUUCAUAGUUUUUGUUGCUGGAAGGCUCAAAAAACAAGUUUUUUGGUGAUGGUUGUAAUUCUGUUUUAUAACUUUCGAGCAAAAAAGCUGUGACGGAAAAAAAGUUUUUGAACACGUUUUACAAGUAAAUAUUAUUAAAAGAAAAAAAACGAAAAAAAAAACAGAAAAAAAUGUAUACCCUAAUGGUUAAUUUAGUUAAGGACUUUAAUUUCAAUGUUUUCAAAUGCUACAAGAAAAAGUUUGUAGUUAUUAUAAUAUUUUUAAUGUAAUUAAUUCAACUAAGUAAAUAUUGUGCCCGAUUCAGUUGAUCUUAACUCCAGGCUACACUUAGUGCAUUUCUACAAAUUAACCUUGUGUCAAUCAUUUUCAAUAAUUUCUCGAUUUUCGUAUCCCUUGAGUACCGAUUCUUUGUGUAAAUUAGUUUUAAUUCUGUUUAAGGCGCAUCAUACAACACAAACUGUUUGCUUGCUUAAAUCCAAAUUCAAUCAAUGUUCAGUGUUUUACAACUUGUUUAACUAUCAAUUGGCAAAUAAAUAUAGAAUUAAUUUCGAUGAAAAUUGCAUGCAGAA
Drosophila biarmipes is the source of this 6257-nucleotide messenger RNA. RefSeq names its product protein similar (gene sima). The transcript is spliced from 12 exons. The record is from RefSeq and is a predicted model, not a curated record. Gene Ontology annotation, molecular function: DNA-binding transcription factor activity, RNA polymerase II-specific; protein dimerization activity; RNA polymerase II transcription regulatory region sequence-specific DNA binding. Gene Ontology annotation, biological process: regulation of transcription by RNA polymerase II; cellular response to hypoxia. Lineage: Eukaryota; Metazoa; Arthropoda; Insecta; Diptera; Drosophilidae. Bases 684 to 5222 code for a protein of 1512 amino acids.